GUAACUGGGUGGUGCUCCGGGUUGCGUCCUUUUAUUUUCGCCAAAUAUUAACCGCUUCGUUGCGACUGCACUAAGCACCGAUUUGGAGAUGGAGGGGAGCGGCGCGGACGCGCAGGCGGAUGACAAGUCCACGUCUCACUUCGAGUCGAUGCUCAAGGAGCUGGUCAGCUACAAGCAGGUCGGCGACAUGCACGACCUGUCGCCGGAGGUGCAGGUGCUGCUGCGCCAGGCGGACGAGAGCCGGGCGCGCGAGGAGGCCCGCAGCGCGGCGCGCCGGCUGCGGGGGCCGCCGGCCGCGCGAGCGCCGCCGCCGCAAGGGCAGCGACUCGAGCGUGGCCGGCUGUACACUGGCUGGCGGCUCACUGGACAACGUGGCCGCCGACAGCAAGGCGGCCGGCCGCCACAAGGGCGUGGCUGGCCGCACUGCCGAGGGCGGGUCGUGCUUCAACCUGUCACGCGGCUCGUUCGAGCCGACGCGGCGGCGCCAGCGGCAGCAGCACGGCGGCUCGUUGGAGGACCUGAGUGCCAUCGACGAGUCAGGCCGCACGAGUUUGUGGUGUCUGGCCUGGCCGCCACGCUGACGUCCAGGGUUGACGCGUUUCAUUAG
Pollicipes pollicipes is the source of this 607-nucleotide messenger RNA. RefSeq lists its product as uncharacterized. NCBI's taxonomy places the organism in Eukaryota, Metazoa, Arthropoda, Thecostraca, Pollicipedomorpha, Pollicipedidae. The transcript is spliced from 5 exons. The coding region runs from base 89 to 607 and encodes 172 amino acids. The record is from RefSeq and is a predicted model, not a curated record.